UCCCACUGCCUUCCUAAUCUUCAUUGCCGCCUCACAUAUUUUCCUAUGCAACUGAUGAGAUUCACCUUCAAAUGGCUUCACCAGUGGUUCGGCCCCCUUUUCCAUUUCCCAACAUACUUUUCAGCCUUUGAUUUUAUAUACUACUACAAUUUAGUACCACUUAUCAUCUAAACUUGAAUUAUUUUCUGCAGAUUGCAUCAUGUUGGUAAAAUCCACUACAUAUUCUGGUAUCUGUAUUCUGCCUCUCAAACCUUAUAAUUGAGGAAGCCCAAGUUCUAAACCAGCUGAUUGUAUCAUUUUUGGUUUUUCUAUUCCAUAUUCUGCAACUUGCAUUCUCAACCUUCAUCAAAAACACUCGAAUUGAUCAAGAAACAAUAGAUCCACGCCCAGAAGAAGGUAGGAAGUAUACUGAAUCGGGCAGUCUAUGAAGAAGCCUUUCGCUAAGCACAUCCUUUCUUUUCAUCAAGUUGCAUUCUCAACCUUCUUCAAAACUCUCGAAUUGAUCAAAAAACAAUAGUUCGACGCUAGAAGAGGAUACUGAAGCGUGCAGUCUGUGAAGAAGCCUUUCGCCUGGCCCAGCAUUUCUUUUCGUCAUUUGGAGAAAGCACAAUCCACAAAAGCAAGGUGAUUACCCCAUGUCUGGACCCUAUGCCAAUUCUGCUCACAAAUGGGUUCCAUUUCCUAGGAUUUAUGAUGUAUUUUCAAUGAAAUAUUAUGGAAAAUCCACAAGUCUUAUCUUUAUUUCCUUUGAGAUGAAGAAGCGAACCCAUGGGGUAUUUGAUGAGAACCCAGAUCUGAGUUCUCACUGGGUUCUCAAAAUCAAAAUCUAGAUGACUUCUUCGAAAUCCAUCUUCGAAUCUUCAAAUGCCUCGUGUAGAUCUCCUACUUCCUCCAAAUCUUCCAUAAUUUUUUAAAUUUUUUGUACGGUGCUUGCCAUCUCUUCCUGGAGAUAUCGGAGGUGGGUUGAGGGGCUUUUAAAGGAAGAUUAAAAAGCAGCUAUGGAAGCCGCUGGAGUUGGUUUUGUAAGGGACAAGGAAAAAGCAACAAUGGAAACUGCUGGGUUUUGUUGGUGUGGAAACUGGAAAGAAUGAAAGGUUGAGAAACUU
This is a messenger RNA of Rubroshorea leprosula, 1106 nucleotides long. NCBI's taxonomy places the organism in Eukaryota, Viridiplantae, Streptophyta, Magnoliopsida, Malvales, Dipterocarpaceae. The record is from the annotation of a GenBank genome assembly.